AUGUAAUCUGGAUAGCUAUUGAAUUUGUAAAGGCUGGAAAGAUAAUACUUGUAAACUCUUUCUUAGAAUGGAUGGGAAUCUCCUGUUGUAGUUAAUGCAGCAGUUGAAUUUGCUAACACUUUAAUAAGGGAUGGAAGAGCACUAUUAAAAUGUGGUAACAAUCCUUAAGCAGAAAUGUUUUUUAAUCGAGCAAAAGAAGUUGAACAAUAAUAUUAAUAUUUAGAUUACAACUCCUAUUUCAAUGACCAGUGGGAUAUUUUAUACAGCAAAUUUUGUUCGAGCAAGAGGUAAUUCAAUUUUGUAGAUUGUGUAAUUGUAUGAGUAAUAAAAUCAAUAUCAAAAAGCUUGGAUGAAUAUUAAGGAAGUAUUGCCAUUUAUGGAAAAGUUUGCAUAUACAAAAAGAAUAAAUAUUAACGAAGAUGAUUAACUUGUUUUGAAAUUAUAUGUCUAAUUGCUUUUUCAUGGAUGUGAAGUGUGUAGAAUGAUGCAUAGAAAGGAUGAUAUGUUGGAUUAAUGUAAUAAAUAUGUUGAAAUUUUAAAUCGUUUGGGUAUCACAUUCGAUUCUUUAAGAAAUCUAACAAAGGACGAAUUUCAUUAGGAUUACAAAAAAUGGUUUUUGAUGUUAGCUAAGGCUUUUUAUUAUAUUGGCAAAUCCUAAUUCAAGGUGGGAUUCGAAAAGGAAGCAUUACGUAAUUUGUACAAAUCUUGGUAAAUUUUUGAAUUGAUAUAUGGGUUGGAUGCACCUGCAACUAUAAAAGCAAGAGAUAAAUAUGAGAAAUUGAGUUAGAAAAUGGAAUUUGAAAUGAUUAUGGGAAAAGAAAAAGUUGACUUUUAAUAAUUCAAAGAUGAUUUGCAGAAAGACGUUGGUUAAGAAUUACUCAAAAAAGUAAUUACUCUUAAGCCAAAUAAAAACUUUAAUGUAUUAUUUUUAUAAUUCAUACAAGCAUCAUAUCAUUCAAUAAGUGAAAUCAUAUCAACAAAUUGUAGGAUAAUUAUCAUAACACACAACUAAAUACUAAAUGCCAGAAUAUGUGAAGAAAGUUAGAAUAGAAUAUGAAGAUAAACUGAGAACAAUAUCAUUCUAAUAAAAACAUGAGGAAUCCAACUCUAAAUAUAAACAAUAUCAAAUAAAAAAUAAAAAAUCUUCAUCUAGAGCUAUCUCUACUUAUAAUUAAUCUCUUUUACCAUAAGAAAGAUUGUUUUCACCUAAAUUAUCCAAUGCAACUUAAUCAUAAAGAACAAGUCUCUAUUAAUUAGACAAUCAUAUGGAUUAGCUUAAGUAUAUUAUAACCAUUUUCAUAGAGAAUAAUUGUACACAACUGAAUUGAAGAAGGAUACUACUGAUGAAUUACUUUUAUCUAGGCCAUAAAUCAAAUCUGAAUAUGUUUUACAAAAAAAGAAAACUGAUAUUAAAUAAACUGAAUCAGCUCAACCUAUUAAAAAUAUUAGUAAAAAGAAAUUCAAAUCCAAUAGAAUGAUUCCUAGAAUUUUAAAUAAAUAAAGUACUCAAUUGAUCAAUCUUAAAUCUGAGUCAUAAUAGAGUGAAUAAAAAAUACAUAAGAUGCAAACUAUGUAAGAGUUAAACUUUUUAUAAUAAUGUGAUGAUCUUCGUCAACCAACCACAGAAUCUGUAUUAAUAUAAUAAUAGUAACAACAAUAAUAAACUUUAUAAAUUCCUCUAAUAUAAAAUGUAUUAACAGAAAUGUCUGAAUAAAGUGAACAUCUAUUUGCUGAUUUACUCACUAAAUAUACUAUGGAAUAACUUAAUCUUGCUGCUUCUAUAAUUCAAAAUGCAUAUAGGAAACAUGUUUUAAAUAUAAAAAAAAUUUAAUCUGCCAAAACUAUUGAAUUAACUCCCAUCAAUCUCCCUAAACCAGUUAAUGUUACUUAAGUUAGUGAAAAAAUUGAUAGUUAACAAACAGGUAGGAAUUUAAUGAAAGUUUCUGUUAAAGAUAUGAAAAAUUCAGUGAGAAAAAGAAAUUUUGGAUUUGAUUCAAUUGUGAGAGAAAUCAAAAAUACUGAUUCUGAUAAAAGUAGUUCUAAUAAAGCUAAAACUGUAUUCUAAAUCAAUUUAAUUAUCAUAGUUAGUAUAAAUUAUCAAAGAAUUUUACAGUUUGCCAGAACCUGAAUUGUAUUUUCUAUCUAAGAUUUUCUUUGACUAUGAAAUCAAGAUAUGGAAACUCUCUAAUAUAUGUGUUAGAGCUUAUAGUGAUGCUAAUUCUUAAAAUUAGUAAAGUGAAGAUGAAUAAGAGAUAUAACAUGAUAUAUCACCAAGCGAAAUUUGUAUAAAUUUAUAAUAAUUUAAAUUAGCACAUUAAUUACAAUAUAUCAUGAAUAUUUUUGCAGAUGUUCAAUCUAUUAAAGCAUUAUAAUUAAUAGUCUAUUUUAGACUAUCAAAUGAUAAAUAAUAAUACACACUUAAUUUCAAAAUUAAUAAUUUUGCAAAUUAUUUAGAUGAAUAUUAAAAAUGGUUUUCAAAAGAUCGUCUAUAGAAUUUUAAUGGUUUAUUAAGUAUUUAUUGUAAUUAAUAAUCUCUACAUCAACCUAAUAAAUGUCAAGCCAUAGUAUAUUCAGCAUAAGAAUAUGCUCAUGAAAUUGUGGGCAAACUUUUAUAUGCCUUAAAGAAUCAUUUUUAUUUAAUCAGAUCUGUUGUUGGAUUUAAAAUAGUUUCAAUGAAGGAUGUUAUCCAAAAUCAAUUACAACAUGAAAUAAUUGAUAUAAGAUCUUAUUACAAAAACAAAUAAAUUGAAAAAGAGAAUAAAAGAUUAAUGCUCUUAAAAUAGUUUAGAAUAGAUCCAAUAAGGAUUAUUGAAUGUUAAACAGAAGAAUUACCAACCAUAUCAUCAUCAAGAAAUAGAAGACAAUAAUUAUACACAGAAGAAAUUAAAUAAUCUUAAGAAUAAAGCAUUGUAGUUUAAGAAUCUGAAGAUAAUAAAUCUGAAUAUUCAAAAGGAAUCACAUCCUAAUCACCAACUGAUUAAAAAAAUUAUUCGAAUCAUUAUAAAUCUAUUGACAAUAUCUCAGAAAAACAAAUCAUUCAAGAAAUUCCACAAAGAAAUCCAAAGAAAUAAUACUCUGUUAUUCAUAAUAGAAAUACAAUGAUUAGUCCUAGAUUUGAUAAUAUUAUCUCUUCAUAAGCCUUGAUUCGUAAUAGUGUUUAAAGAAAAACUCAUGGAAGUCAUUUUUUAGAAUUUUCAAAAAAACAUAAUUUAUAGCUAAUAAAAAAAGAUGAAUUGAAUUUUGAACCUCCACUUUCCAAAUAAAGUUUGGAUGAGUAAAUUAAAGAUCGAUCUUAAUCAGAUAUAUAAUUUCUAAAUGAUUAUCUACCUGAAUUUUAAUUUGCCACUUUAGCUAAUUUUGAAGAUUAUAAACCAUAAGAAGGACCAACUAUUAAUUUUAAAUAUUAAGUCAAUUAUAAAUCAACUUAUUUUCCACCUAGAGGUUAAAUAAUCUACCCUGAACCUGAAUAAUUUCUUCCUGAGUAUCCAGAUUAAUUUAUCAUACUGAAUAUUACCAUAAAGAAUGAUAAUCGAAUUAAAACUGGGUAUGUGUAUUAUGAUGAGGGUUAAACAUAUUUAAUAGUUGAUAAUAAAGAUGGAAACAUUACGAAGCAACUAUUAUAAAUAGAUCCCGGCUUUAGAUUACCAAACCGUAAAAAGAAACUAUAGAUUUUGAAAUAAUUAUAAGAAAAAAAAAACGAAUCUGUUAAAUCUUCCCUAAUUUAAGAGUUUUUACAAUAUAAUUAUAGACAUACUCUAAUUUUGCUUGAAAGAUACGUAAGAAGAAUUAAUCAUUAUAAUGAGUUCAUAUAGAAUGAAAUCUAUUAAUAAUUAUGCAGCAAUCAAAUAUUACCCCCAACUUCAAUUAAAUGCCUUAAUUAUUCAGAAAAAAAAGUUUCUUUGGAAUUGUUUUAAGAUUAUGUUAGAACAGAAACUGAAGAGAGUACUUAAUUAACUAUUGAAAAGGCUAUUUCUUAGAUCAAUGAAGAUGAGAUAAAGGAUAGUAAAUCUUUCCUAGCUUAUAGAUCGAAGUUUAACAUAAAUAAAAAUAAAUUAUAUUACUUUUAAAGUCAUUUUAAUUUAAAGGUUGAAGUUUGUUUUCGAGAAACAAAAAUUCGGGAUACAAAAUUAUUGUAUUUAAGUGACUAAUAAGCAAAAUAAGAUUUAAUUGUUUUAAAGAAGAAUAUGCACGAAUUGAUCAAUAAUCAGAAACUUUAGUUGAAGAUUACACUCUACAAUCCAAAUAAAAAUUUAUAUUUUUUUAGAACUAUUAACACUGUUGAGGAUAUUGAAAAAAUGCUUCAUAUCUUUGUUAAGCCUUAAUUGAUUGGUUAUUAGAUAAAAUCAUAAGCUAAAAUGCAAAGAAAAUUGAUAGGAAGAGCUUUGUAAUUUCAUCGACAGUUUGUAGAUUUGGAGGAAAGAAAUAGAGAUAAAUUUAGUGCUUUAGACUAAUUUUUAUUGAUGUAUAUAAUUGAUCCUUUACAAUUCAUAAAUAAUGAAAAUCAUAGAUUGUUAAAAUAAACAAUCCUAUUUUAUUAUUUUAAAUAGCAAUUGAAGUUGACUUUAAUAUCAUCUAGUCGUUUGAGGUAUUUCAUGAAAACAUAUUUUCAUCUCAAAACUUUUAAGGCUUAAAGUAAAGUUAGUAAUAUUGGAAAGGUGUUUGUAGAAUGUGAGGUUUAUUAGUUUAAUUAAUUUUAUUUAGAUCAAGUAAACAAUGAUCAUACUUAUUUCUAUUUUCAAAUAACUCCUUAAGAGAGUAGAACUAAGGUUUUUAAACUAGUUUUAGAUAUUGCAGAUAUAAAGAGUCUCUACAAUAAGGUGACAUCACAAAACUGUUUUAAAGAUAAGGUUUUACAUGAAAUCAUAAAAAUCUUGACUGCUUAUCUAGUAUGUUAAAGAACAAAUACUUAUCAUGGAAUAAAAAUUCCUUUGUCAUAUAUUGCAAAUCAAUCUAAAUAUGAUCUUCAUAAUACAUUCACUGAAGUUACUUAUGGAAGUAACAUUCUUGAAGAACAAUAAAAUGCAAGAUCUUCACAUCCAAAAUUAUCAGUUUUAAUGAGUGAUCCUACUCUUAGAAAAAAGUCUUAAGCUUAGAUUAUGGAAGUUUAAAUUGAUAAUUUGUAAUUACCCGAAGAAGCUAAUAAAGUAUUAAAAAAUACAACUAUGCUUACUCCAAUUUUUAGAGGAUAAAAAUUUAUAUACAAAACAACUAAAAUUGUAAACAAUAUGUAUGUAAUAAUAACUAUAUCUUAUCUAUCUUUAAACAAAUUUCAAAUCGGAUUAUAUAUACCAUAAACAUGCAGAAAUUUUAGUUGCUAUAUAUCAUCAAGUGAUUUCCAUAAUAUGAAUCCAGUUUUUUUAGAAUCAAUAUUUCCAUCUUGUUUAGUAACCAAAGAGACUAUUGAUUAAUUUUACAUUAAUAGAUGGAAAUUUGCAGAAAUGAAUAAAAUUUAUCAAAUGGCAGUCAAUCAUCCAGAUGAAUUUGAAGAUUUUUAUAGUGAGAUGCGUAGCCAAGCUAGAGCAAUUCCAUAAUCUGAACUUCAAAAAUUAACUGAAAGCAAGGUUUCUAUUAAUUAUGAGGAGGAAUUUUUAGAAAAACCAUAUGAUGAUAAUACUCCUAAAAUGCUUGAAUCUUUUAGUGAUUAAAGCAGAUAAAAUGCAAGAUCAUCAACUUAACCACCUGUCUUUGUAAAAAAGUAAUUUUCUAAACAGUUUUCAGUUUAAAAUUCUAUUGGUCAAUCAAAUCCUAUGAGAUUAUCUUUGCCAACCUCAUAGUUUUAAUAAAAGACAGAUAAAAGUCUCUUUUAUAAACAUAGCCCCAGAAUAUCAAAUUAAUGUAGUGUGGAAAAUCUGUAUUCAAGUGAUAAAGAUUUAUUCUUUAAUUAAGUCCUUAUAAGGAAGAAUAAUCUUGAUAUGAUUUCAACUUUUGAAAUUAAAAUUUGGGAAUCUCUUAUUGACAGAGUUUAAAUUUCUAAGAAUACUUAAAAUCGAUUCAUACUGAAUCUAGAUACAUUCAAAGGGGUUUUGAGAGAAAAUUUAUAUACAUAAGUUGUAUAUUUGGGUAAUGAAGUUAAUGCCUUAUUUGAAGUAUUUGUUGAAAAUGUUCGAAAACCAUUCAAUAUGUCUAAGCCUUAUUUCCCCAUUAGAUUAAAUGAGAGUCAGAAUUUUUAAAUGUAUUAAAGAAUCACACUUUUCGAACAACCAAAAAUAGUCAAUUUUAAAAUGAUGUUAAGAAAAGUAUUAUAUAGUUAUUACAAUGAUGAAAAGAGAAAUCUUCAGAAUUUAAAGUUGAAUGAUUGUAGCGUAGAUCAAUAUGAAUUCAUAGAAUCUGAUAUUUAGAAGUGUUCUGUAUACAUGCUUAACAAACUAAAAAAGUAAUUAAAAUUGAAUCCCUCUAAAUUUAUUGUUUAAGAAGUUGAAGGGGAUGAGAAGUGCCCAUAAGUAAUUAAAGUAAAUGCAAAUUAUGCUUAAUAUUCUUCUUUCAAAGUAUGUAUUAAUAUAUAAUAUUUAGGCUUACUAAUAUACAUUAUUAAAAAGGAUGGUAUUUACAAUGAAACCAACUUAGAUACACGUCUCAAUUUUUUAUUAAGAAAAGCGAAAAAAGUUUUGCUUAUACUUUGAAAGUAUGAAAAAUUGCAAAAAUACAAUUGUCAAAUAUAGUUUAAAGGAAAUUCAACAUUGCAUUCCAAAUACAAUCGGGUUGUUGAAUUUAGGCCUACAUUAGGAAUUGGGAAAUAGAAUAUAUCGUAGUUUUAAAAACAGACUUUUGGUCUCAACAUAUCAAUAAUUAUUAUGA
Molecule: messenger RNA, 6795 nt
Organism: Paramecium sonneborni
Lineage: Eukaryota; Ciliophora; Oligohymenophorea; Peniculida; Parameciidae
Source: the annotation of a GenBank genome assembly